This is a messenger RNA of Drosophila miranda, 651 nucleotides long. Its product is annotated as multidrug resistance protein homolog 65-like. The record is from RefSeq and is a predicted model, not a curated record. Gene Ontology annotation, molecular function: ATP binding. Gene Ontology annotation, cellular component: membrane. Bases 225 to 539 code for a protein of 104 amino acids. Lineage: Eukaryota; Metazoa; Arthropoda; Insecta; Diptera; Drosophilidae. The transcript has 3 exons.
CCCAAAGCGAGCGAUUGAUACGAUACACUCACGAGUACUCAUGCCCAAGCCCGAGUACUCUGUCCAGCAUCCACAUCGGGGAAUCAACAUAAAUGGGUGGCUCCGCGGACGGUGUUCCAGCAGUCGCGCUUGGGCGGUCCGAGUGAGCAGUAACGGAUCUUCUGCAGAAAUCAGUGCAUAGAUACAGUAUCUGAAGGAUCAAAGUGUUGAAAAUCAAUUAAAAGAUGGACGAGGCUUCUGGCACGACGACAACCCAUGGCAAGUCCCUGGAUGAGGCGCCGGUGGCCGCAGGACUGGAGCCCACACAGCCGAUCGGCUUCCUGCAGCUCUUCCGCUUCUCCACCUGCGGGGAGAUCGCGUGGCUCUUCUUUGGGUUCCUCAUGUGCUGCGUCAAGGCGUUGACCCUGCCCGCAGUGGUCAUCAUUUACAGCGAGUUCACAGCACCCUCUCCGCUGCCACGAACAUCACCACGCUGUCGUUUCCCUUCACGAUGGCCAACAGCAGCGGCGGCGGGUACACCAUUCCCACGGGGACCCUGAGCAUCCUUCCCAUCGCGGCGAACGCCCAGCUGCCGACCAUCACGACAACGGCCAGUGGCUACGAGCCCAAUGACGUCAUCACCACGAUCCCCGUCUCGCUCUCCAUUCAGCG